Paracoccidioides lutzii Pb01 is the source of this 855-nucleotide messenger RNA. RefSeq lists its product as hypothetical. The record is from RefSeq and is a predicted model, not a curated record. The transcript is spliced from 4 exons. The coding region runs from base 1 to 855 and encodes 284 amino acids.
AUGUCUCGCAUUCAUGGAAGAAUAGAUGAACCCCCUGAACGACAAAACGAGUACUUCAUUGAAAAAAAUGGCAUUGCUCGCGAAGUUAUCCAGUCUGAUAUUUGCCGUUACCUUGGCAAUCAAGCUCUUGUAAAACCGGGAACUCACCAGGGUCGACAAGGUUUUUAUAUUCGUGCCUAUCGCAACCUCACACCCGAAAUGAUUGCUGAUCUAAAGGUCGAUUCCUCACGAUGGGAAGCUGACAGGGAAAAAGAGAGAGAGAGGGAAAGAGAGAGGGAGAGGGAGAGGGAGAGGGAGAGGGAAAGGGAAAGGGAGAGGGAGAGAGAGCGGGAGGAGGCUGCGAGGGGACAUCCUUUGAAUGCCAGCCCUCCAGAAUUUCCGUACUCCAGUUCUGCACCUUUCGAAAGGCGUCAGCAAGCCGGACAUACAGCAGCCUAUCCUUCCGGCUCAUCCCAGUCAUACGACACCUAUCCCCCUGCCAUGCACAGCCAAUACGGUUCAAAUAGCCCACCGUAUCCGGCAGUGUUUUCCACUGCCACAACAUAUGGUUCAAUUCCCGCUUCAUAUGCCCCAGUAGUCGGGAACUUCGCCGCUCACACGCAGCCGCCUGUGAGCAGUCCUGACUAUGUAUAUGAGGGUUCUGCCGGGGUCUCUGUGUAUAAUGACCCAAGGGCAAAUCCGAGGUACCCUGGCCCAGGUUUUGAGAACGAAGCCGAUUAUCCUCCGCCAGUUUCAGCGGGUAUUGGCUACACUCCAAUUUCUGUUUCGGAACGGGCGCCGGUCGUAGACUCUAGGCUCCCAUCCGAUCCCAGCUAUCGUGCGAGUGUGCUCCCCCCACUUAGACGGGCUCGUUAA